Talaromyces stipitatus ATCC 10500 is the source of this 1134-nucleotide messenger RNA. RefSeq lists its product as uncharacterized. Lineage: Eukaryota; Fungi; Ascomycota; Eurotiomycetes; Eurotiales; Trichocomaceae. The coding region runs from base 1 to 1134 and encodes 377 amino acids. The record is from RefSeq and is a predicted model, not a curated record. The transcript has 2 exons.
AUGGUUGUGGAGAUCCGUGAUAUCACACAAGCGUACACACAGGCUAAGACAAAGUUGCAACGUAUUAUCAUUGUCAACCUGCCCAAAGAAAUGAGGGGUAAAUAUCCACUAGACUCACUACUGUUGGUAGAAGGAGCUUUGUAUGGCAUUCCCAAAGCUAGCGUUCAUUGGUUUGGCACCUACCACGAGUAUUAUAAGGUGAAAAUAGACAUGGAGACUUCUAUGUAUGAUCCAUGUCUACUCAUGAUAAAACUAGGCGCUAAGAGCUUUGGCCUGGUAGACAUGCAGACUAAUAACAUACUUAUCAUCGCAAUAGAAAAGUUUGCCAGGGAUGAGGAGCGAGCACUACAGGAAGUGAGAUUCAAAGCUAAACCCAAAACCCAAUUGUCGCAGGAUACUCCUUUGGAAUUCAAUGGCAUAGAGCCGGUUGGAACAAUAGAUCGCGCGCAGAAGUACAUUGAGCAACAAGCACGAGGGGCUUACCUCGCGUCUAUCUGCCAACCAGAGGCUUCUUAUGAUCUCGCCAUCACGGCCCAGCUACAGGAGAAGGAUCGAUUCAAAGACGACUAUUUGGCAUUGAAUAAACGCCUUAUAUGGCAAGCUGAGAAUCCUGAACGAGGUCUUAGAUUCAUCCCCCUUGAUUUGACAAAGGCAAAGAUCAUGAUCUUUACAGAUGAAUCCUUCACAAAUAACCAAGAUUUGACUUCCCAGAUUGGUUUUCUAAUCGCUAUGGUCAACGAAGACUUUUCUGAGGAAGGACACUUUAUUGCUACUGGUAACAUAAUCCAUUGGACUUCGUCAAAGUGCAAGCGUGUAACCCGGAGCGUUCUCGCCUUAGAGAUCUAUGGGUUAACAACUGGAUUUGACUAUGGAAUUACAUUGGUAAGUACCAUCAAGAUGAUCAUGGACCGCCUCAAUUUACCUACAAUCCCAGUUGUGGUUUACACCAAUAGCUACUCGCUAUAUGAGUGCCUCGUUAAGUUAGGAACCACAAAGGAAAAGCGCCUCAUGAUCGACCUUAUGGUGCUCCGUCAGUCAUACGAGAAACGGGAAAUAGAUGAAAUCCGCUGGAUCCAUGGAGAUAAUAAUCCCGCGGAUGCUUUCACAAAGGCGAACCUAAAUGGGGCCCUAUAG